Rhopilema esculentum is the source of this 5378-nucleotide messenger RNA. NCBI's taxonomy places the organism in Eukaryota, Metazoa, Cnidaria, Scyphozoa, Rhizostomeae, Rhizostomatidae. The record is from RefSeq and is a predicted model, not a curated record.
CUUGAUGUUCAGUCUUGACUUGGUUUCAGUUUUUCCACUGACUCUCUGGGACCAAUUUUGGACCCCGAGUUUUUCACUAAUUCAGGGUUUUUACCUGAUAAAAUAGAAAUUUGGUUCGGAUCCGGUCAUUUCUCAUUAUAUGGGUCCUCAAGCUUAUAAAGAGAAGAUUUUACGAGGGACGGUGUUGUUUUAUUCAGAAUUCUAUUUUAUUAUUUUAGAAGUCUCUCGAUCGAAGUUUGCUGCAAAAUUGUUGAGAAAAUCCUUACUCUAUAAUGCUCUAUAUCGCUUCCAUUUUGUUUAUUAUAUGCACCGUAUCAUGGAGUGCACAUUUUCUUAUUGAGCUCAAAUAUCUAUUUUUGAGCUUGUUAUAAACGGUUAGGUCAGUGAUUAAAUAGAGAAUGUUCUCAGGCCAAAAUUGUAAAAGUUACACGGUAUAGAUGUUAUAAUGUAUGUUACAAUGUAAGAAAGUCUCUAAAAUAGUUAUACAGUUCAAUGUGAACUACAAUUACAACUGAUUUCCUUCAAUAUAGAUAAAGCUAAACCUUAAGUUUCCACCGUAUUCCCAAUCUAUCUUAAUUGUUUUUGCUUCAAUUCUAUCUUAAUUGUUUUGCUUCAAUUCUAUUUUAUUUAUAAAGUGUAAUAAUGUAUUAGGCAUAAGCCAUUUUAUAUUAGCCUCGGAUUGGAGUUGAUAGAGGAGAUUAGAUCAGGGUCGGAGUGAAAACAUGGCGUCUUGUCUCGUGUGCUCUCUAGGUCUAGCGUUAGGUCGCAGCGGAUCUUAGGCAUCGCGCGCGCAUACACAACAUAUUAUGGCGACGAGUUAUCUAAAGAACCCAAAGAAGGAUUAGAAAGUAACAAUUUCGACAAGAGAAUACGAAAUAUGGAAGAAAACGAUAAUCAAAUAGGCCAGGCGCAGCAACCUCAACCAGUAUCGAUUCAAUUACCUCCAGUUAAGGAAUUUGAUCCAAAAGGAGAUCCUUCCACGGUAAGUCAAAGAUGGCAAAAAUGGAAGAAAUCGUUCGUUUAUUUUCUGAAUGCAACAGGUAUUCAAAAUGAUAGCCAAAAGAGGGCAGCACUUUUGCAUCUUGUAGGAGAUGAAGUGCAAGACAUAUUUGAAACAUUAGGUGAGGUAGGCACAACAUAUGACCAGGCAGUAAAUAAGUUAGAUAGUCAUUUUGAUAUCAAGAAGAAUAUUCCAUUUGAAAGAUGUGUAUUUCAUGAAACAGGUCAAGAAACAGGAGAGAACAUAGAUUCAUAUGUCACUAGGUUGAAAAAGUUAAUCAUUCAUUGUGAAUAUGGUGAUGCAACACAAGAUGAGAUAAGAGAUCAAGUAAUAGCAAAAUGCAAAUCAAGUAAGCUUAGAAAAAGAUUGCUACAAGAGCCAGAUCUCACAUUAGAUAAAGUUCUAAGAAUAGGAAAGCUCAUGGAACAAUCAGACCUUCAGACAAAGAAGAUAGAACAACAAAAUGGUGCAGGCUCAUCAGCUGACACAAUGAAAGAAUCUUUCUCAGACCUGAAUAAAAUAAGGCAAAAUAAAUACCAGCACAAAGGUAGGCAAGCAAACAGAAAUCAAAAAUACACUCAACAAAGGGAACAAUGUGGAAGAUGUGGAAUGAAGAAUCACAACAGUAAAGACUGUAGAGUGACAAAAGGAAGAAAGUGCAUGAAAUGUGGAAUUAUGGGACACUUUGCAAAAUGCUGCAAGACCAAAAAUCCAAAGAAACCAGAAAAUCAUCAAGUGAGAGCAAGUAAAGUCACAACAGAAAGUUCAAGUGAUGAUGAAACAUCAGUAUUCAAAAUUGGAAGCAAGGAAAGACCAGUAUAUCCAGUCUAUAUAGAUGGCACACCAAUAAAUAUGCUCAUUGACAGUGGAUCAACAUUGAACAUCAUUGAUGAGAUAUCAUUUCAGAAAUUGCCAAAAAAACCACAACUUGAAAGCAGCAAGACUAAGAUAUUCACUUAUCUAGGCAAAGAACCAUUGAAACUAAAAGGAACAUUCAGAGCAAAAGCUGAAGCAUUUGGGAAAGAAACCCAAGCAAAAUUCUAUGUCACAAAAGGUUCAGGAGGAGCAUUGCUAGGACAAAAGACAGCAGAAAAGCUUGAUAUAUUAAGAGUAGGCCCAGUUCUAGGUUCUAAAGCAGAUCCAACAAAUUCACUUCACAAAUCAGUAAAUGAAAUCAGUCAAGAAAAGCCAACUGAACACAAAAUAGAUCCUAAGAUUCAGAAAGUUCUGGACAACAACAGAGAAGUAUUUGAAGGCAUGGGUAAAUUCAAAGACUACAAGUUAAAACUACAUAUUGAUGAAAAUGUCAUUCCGGUUCAGCAGCCAAUCAGAAGAUUACCAUAUCAUACAAGAAAGAAAGUUUCUGCAGAACUAGAAAGAUUGUUGAAAAAUGACUGCAUAGAGAAAGUUAAAGGCCCAAGUACCUGGAUAAACCCAAUAGUAGUAGUACCAAAGCCAAAUGGAACCAUAAGAUUAUGUUUAGAUAUGAGAAGAGCCAAUGAAGCCAUAGUAAGAGAAAGACACCAGAUUCCAAAAGUUGAAGAAAUCCUCCCAGAGUUGCAUAAUGCAAAAUACUUUUCAAAGAUUGAUUUAAAAGAAGGGUACCACCAACUAGAGUUAGCAGAGGAAUCAAGGCACAUAACAACAUUUCUAACACAUGAAGGUUGUUUUCAAUCAAAACGUCUUGUGUAUGGAGUCAGUUCAGCCUUUGAGCAGUUUCAGAAGGUUAUUGAGCAAAGCAUUGCAGGUUGCCCAGGCACAAGGUCAAUAUCAGAUGACAUUCUGAUAUGGUCAUCGAGUAGAGAUGAAAUGGCAGAGCGUCUUGACACGCUAUUCAAAGCAUUGCAUGCCAGAAACUUAAAGAUCAAUCCAAAGAAAUGUGUAUUUGGAACAACAAAGCUCACAUUUGCAGGAUAUUGUCUAACAGACAAAGGAAUUCAUCCAGAUAAAUCCAAAGUGGAUGCAGUCAACAAUGCCAAAGUCCCAACAAAUGCAACAGAAGUAAGAAGUUUCCUAGGUCUAGUCAACUUUUGUUCACACUUCAUCAAAGACUAUGCUACACUUACGGAACCUCUGAGGAAACUCACCAGAAAGGAAACUACAUUUGCAUGGAACAAGGAACAACAAGCAAGUUUCACAAAGUUAAAGGAAAGCCUUACAAAUGCAAGCACAAUGGCUUAUUACCAGCCUCAUGCAGACACAAAAGUUAUUGUAGAUGCUUCACCAGUAGGACUAGGGGCAAUCCUUACUCAAAAACAACAAGAUGGACAAUUCAAGCCAGUUGCUUAUGCAUCACAUGCAUUAAUCCCAACAGAACAAAGAUAUUCUCAGACAGAAAGAGAAGGCUUAGCCGCAUUUUGGUCAACACAGAAGUUUCAUUACUAUUUGUAUGACAGAGAAUUUACAAUAGUAACUGACCACAAACCACUUGAAAAACUAUUAUCAGCAAGAGGAAGCCCUACACCAAGAUUGCAAAGAUGGUUACUAAAAAUGCAACCAUACAAGUUCACUGUUCAAUUUGAACCAGGACACACAAAUGCAUCUGAUGUACUAUCUCGUUCACCUUUACCAGCUACAGGAGAAAAGUUAAGUGAUGAUACAGAACAUUUCAUCAACUCAAUUGUUUAUGAUGCUAUUCCUAAAUCAGUCACAAUAGAGGAAAUUCAAGAAAUAUCAAGAAAUGAUGAAAUAUUGAAAAACAUCAAAGAACAGAUCAAAUCAGAGAAAUGGUCAAAAAGUCCACAAUACAAACCAUAUUUUCUGAACCGGAGAGACCUCUGGAUCAAAGAUGAUAUUAUUUUAAAAGGCACAAAGCUAAUAAUUCCCACAGAUCUAAGACAAAGAAUACUUGCCACAGCACACCAACAUCACUUAGGCAUCGUGAAAACUAAAGGAUUACUUAGAGAAAAAGUAUGGUGGCCAGGAAUAGAUCAAGAAGUGGAAAACUUGAUAAAACAUUGCCAUGCAUGUCAAGUAACAGGAUCCAAUAAAGUCAAUUUUGAACCACUUGAGGUAACAAAGAUACCCUCAACAAAUUGGCACACAGUAGCUUUGGACAUUCAAGGACCAUAUCCAACAAAGGAUUACUUAAUAGCACUCAUAGACUACAGAUCAAGAUAUCCAGUAGUUGCACAAGUCAAAACUAUCAACACAAAGACGGUAAUCAAAGCAUUGGAUAAGAUAUUUUCUAUGUUUGGUUACGUGCACAAAUUAGUUGCUGACAAUGGAAAACAGUUCAUUUCAGACGAAUUCAAACAGUACCUCAAACAACAUGGGAUAAAGCUAAGGAAUGUGACACCGUAUUCACCAUGGGUCAACGGUGAAGUUGAAAGAUUCAACAGAUCACUCAAAAAGGCAAAUCAAUGUGCACACGCAGAAGGAAAAGAUUGGAGAGAAGAGCUGAACAAGUUUCUACUUCUCUACAGAACAACCCCACAUGCAACAACAGGACAGUGCCCAGCUACAGUAUUUUUUGGACGUGGUAUCAAGAAUGACAUACCAGAAUAUGCAAAGGAUGAACCACAAGACACAGAAUUAGAUAGGAAAGACAGAGAAAAGAAAGGAAAAAUGAAAAAUUACACAGACAUCAAAAGGAAUGCAAAAGACAGUGAAUUUCAGGAACAAGACACAGUGCUAGUAAAGAAUCUCUGGAAAAAUGACAAAUUAUCUCCAAAUUGGUUAAAUGAGAAAUUCAAAGUCAUCAAGAUCUACAGGAAAAGUGCUUUACUAGAGAAUGAAAGAGGAAACAAAUUUUACAGGAACAAAGCUCAUCUCAAGAAAUACAAUGAGAGUGAAUCAAACAGACAAGCAGUACCUCAAAAGGAGAACACACACAACACAGAUGAAGAGGAAGACAUCUUAGCAGAGGAACUCUUAAUUGACAAUGCGCAAAAUGUCGCAAGGCCAACGCGUUCCGAGCGCAGACCGAAUAGAGCAAUCACUAAUGCUAAUGACGCCAAUAACACUCUACACUUAAAUGAAAACAAUAAUUCUAGUUUGCAUGAAAGUGAUAAUGCUGACAUGCAUCAAAAUAGUGAAAAUAGGUUUAAGGAAGGAAUUGUUGAGGAUCAUUGGAAUAAACAAAGCAAUGAAGACAUACAAGAAGAUAUUGGCAACAGAACACCAGUUUUUGUACCAGAUUCUGUUCCAACAGCCAUUCAAGAACAAGUACAAGUGAAGAAAUUUCCAAUAAGAAGGAGUUGUAAGAAGAAAAACUGAAUAAAAAGGACAGACAGGAGCCUGAUAGACCAAGUUCAGCAAACAGGCAGAUCGACCAAGCCGGUCGCAAACAAAGCCCAAAUUGCCAAACUCGUGACGUACCAGCAGCUGCAGCAGCUGCAGCAACUAAAUAUGAUAAUUAUGAUAUCGUGGCUUUUUC